AACUUUUAUAUUUUACACGGACACACGUUAAGUGUUGCACCUGGUAACCGCGGUCCUUAACUAACUUAAACAUAAAUAAUAUAAUUCACGUUAUUCUGCUAUUCUUCGCCCUUUACGGUCAUCAGCUUAUAUUGGGAUUUGUAUCAGUGUUACAGAAACAUCUUAAUAUUGAAUGAAGAUGAUGCGCUAUUGGGGUGAGCUUCCUGUAGCUUCAGCGCCUUCAGGUCGCAGUUCUUUUGACCUUCUGCAGCGUGAGUUUCGCCAGGUGGAAAUGCAAGACCCUCCGCUGCACCAGCCAUCAGCACAUCGCCCACGUCCCACCACCAUGCUUGAUAUCCCUUCUGAGCCCUGCAGCCUAACCAUUCAUACUGUGCAGCUGACCCAGCAUGCCCGUCGUCUCCGGGGACUCAUUGCUGCUGCACAGCAAAGCCAGCAACCCCUGUCCACUUUAUCAGAACCCCCAGGUGCCUUCAAACCAGAAGACACAGACCUUCUACCUCCCCGGCCUGCCACACCAACCGUACCCGAUGAUCUUCUGCCUUUGGACAGCAAAGCCCCCCGGCAGCCAUUCCAGUUACGUCACAGUGACCCAGAGAGUGACUUUUACAAAGGCAAAGGUGAGCCAGUCACAGAGCUGAGCUGGCCAUCUUGUCGUCAACUUUUGUAUCAGUCAGUUGCCACAGUUCUUGCUCAUGUUGGCUUUGAGUCAGCAAAUGAGAGCGUGCUGGAGACUUUGACUGACCUGGUCCAUGAGCACUAUCAACGACUUACCAAGCUGCUGCGUGUGGCUGUGGAUAGGGAGGCCUGCCAGGGCUCUACACCUUUCCCUGAUGUGGUUGAACAGGUCUUCCAUGAGGUGGGCAUUGGUAGUGUAUUGGCACUCAGGCGCUUCUGGCAGGUUCGAAUCAAAGAUUACCACAGCUACAUGGUGCAGGUCAGUAAGGAGCUCUCAGAAGAGUAUGAAAGGCUGGUAAAUCCAGAAAGGGCUCUGGAGGAAUCCAAACCCCUGAAAGUUAAAGAGGAGCCGGUGAGUGACAUCACAUUCCCUCUGAGUGAGGAACUGGAAGUGGACCUGGCUUCAGGUGACCAGACACUGCCCACUGGUGUCAUAGGUACCUCCAGUGAGAGAUUGUCUGGAGGAUUGGAUGAAGAGACAGCAGGGAACAGCUCUCCCCUGUGGCAUCUAACCCAUGUGAAGAUGGAACCCCAGGACAGCGAAGAGGGCCAGGUUUCAGGUCAUGGUGUUCUGGCAGGUGACGUUUUUGAAGAAGGCCCCAUGUCCGCUAUGACUGAGGCUGGCAUCCCUCCAUCUCCUGGUGGCUCAGAAGGCAGUUAUGUGUCCCAUUCACCUGACUCGCUCAUGGGCACGUCACCUUUUACCCAGCGCCCUAAGAAACGAAUGAGAAAAGUAUAACACAGUUUUGUCAUCCAAAUGAGAGAGACAGAAAGCACUUUCAUUCUUAUUUUGAUAAACAGUACUGUUGAAACUAGAUGUCAUGGCUUUAAUGGUAUAUUUUAGUGGAAUUAAACAAAAGAGGUC
Molecule: messenger RNA, 1540 nt
Organism: Paramisgurnus dabryanus
Lineage: Eukaryota; Metazoa; Chordata; Actinopteri; Cypriniformes; Cobitidae
Gene: supt7l
Product: SPT7 like, STAGA complex subunit gamma
Cellular component (GO): SAGA complex
Molecular function (GO): transcription coactivator activity; protein heterodimerization activity
Source: RefSeq, a predicted model, not a curated record